Branchiostoma floridae (Florida lancelet) is the source of this 2293-nucleotide messenger RNA. RefSeq lists its product as uncharacterized. The transcript has 2 exons. The record is from RefSeq and is a predicted model, not a curated record. Bases 212 to 1993 code for a protein of 593 amino acids. NCBI's taxonomy places the organism in Eukaryota, Metazoa, Chordata, Leptocardii, Amphioxiformes, Branchiostomatidae.
AUUCUCCCAUCGGGAGAUUUCGAGUAAUUGUCAACCAAUAAAAGACUUGGUUCGGCCCUCUGGUCUGGGUCAUGUGAUUCGUUUUCAUCACGUGAUUUUCUGUUCUCUCUCUUUUGGUCCCUGUCCGCGGGGGAGUUUGGACGUCUGUGAUGUAUCUUCCCUGAACUUAGUUUAUUUUCGCCAGAAAUUUUCGACAGAAAUUUUCGACAGAAUGGAGAAUCAUGCCCAUCGUCAGUCCAGGAAGUGUUCCGUUUGCCACCUUCCAGUGAAGGGCCACCCUGGUCCGUGCGGCCCCGGCAAAUGCGUGUACGAGAGAGCGGAAACAGACGAGGAAUACUUUGCACGAAUGAGAAACGAGCGCCAGCUGCAAGAUAGGAUUCGCAAGCUCCGGAAACACAGCAGAGUAAGUGAAAUCGCGCGCAGUGCGUGGACUUCUGCCACUACAGAUGACUCGGAAGAUACACUUGGACCCAGGACCGAACCCGUUGCGGUCGAGCGAACCUUCCAGCCACCGAAUUCCGCUAGUGAGUACCAGGCCGCCGAGGGGGAUUGUAGCUAUAGCGAGCCGCCGAUGGUUUCCCGCCAUACGUUCGCGUCAACAGGGGCCCGGGACGGGGAGUACUCAGAAUCAAAGGACCCACAGCGGUGUACAGGGAAGAAUCUGAAGUCAUCCAAGAAGUUAGUGCGUGAGGUUGACCAAGUUCUGAAGGACUUUCCAGAUCUGAUAUCGCGUUCUCAGGACGAGAAGAGCGGCAGGUACAAACGCUCCGCCGAGAUCCCUGAUGACUGCUUCUCGGAUACCUUAUCAUCGAUAUGUAGUAGUGAAGAACCCUCGAGCAGAGCACACUCGGCCCUGCCGCGCAUUACAAGGCAACACAAGCAUCGUCGAAAGCGGAGUCAUAGCCGACUUCGGAAGGCAAGAACCCAUUCACCUCACAGACGCAAGGCACGGAGUUACAGCCGCUCGGAUACUUCGUCUUCUCGUUCGCGUGACAGGAGGAGUGGCAGGUACAGACGCUCCGUCGGGAUUCAAGCCCAACCGUCGGAUACCUCAUCGCCAGGUAACAGUGAAGAAAACUUACCGCGCAGAGCACACUCGGCCCGGCCACGUAGUUUUAUAUCGAGCCAACACAGUAGAAAGAGGAGCCCAAGUCAGCCAAAGAAGGCAAGAGCCCAUUCACUCCACAGACGCAAGACACGGGGCCAGCGUGGUUCGGAUACUUCGUCUUCUCGGUCACGUUCAAGGGGCAGGCGCAAGAAAUCAGGUAAGACCGGGCGCAACCGUACGAUAAAUGACUCUAGCUCAGCCAGUGUCAAAGUCGAAUGGCCACAAGAACGGGCUCAUUUUCCCGGUUAUGGAAAACGUGGGGGAGUGACUUAUGACGAGUUAACUAUGCCAAUGUUUGUACAUGGUUACGUGAAAAAUGUUAUCGAGUCACAUAGAGUUUCACAUGUUGUGGAGGACAAGUUUAUUCAUCUGGCAGACUUGAUGUUUGACGCAGUGUAUCAAGAUUGGGUCACAGUAAGAGAACUACAUGCAUCGAUUCUGUAUGGGUUGGAGCGGGGCACUUUGAGUUGGUCAGAUGCCGACAUGUUUGCCACUAUCAGAGACCGCCAUUACCGCACAGAGGGUAGUGUUUCGCGUGGGAACAGCGGGAACAUGCAAGGGGCGUGGCCACAGACGGGAGGAAGCGCUACAUUCGAGUUUCCCAGGCCACGUUAUUGUGGCGGUUUCCAGACGGGAUCGUGUUCCCUACGUUCCGGACACUACAGUAUGAGAUGGAACAGCCCCGUACUACAUGUUUGCAGUGCUUGUCUAGUUGUCCGCAGUAUUCAAGAGCAACACGCAAGCAAGGACUGCCCGUUCAGGGAUCCAGUGUUUCGACUCUCCCAAGAAAUGCAAGCCAGGGUGGAAUUCGGUCCCUCUGUCCUUUCAUCUCAGUCCGACGCCGACAGCGGGCACAAACAAGGCGAUCGGGUUACAUCGGGUUGAGUCCAAGAGCGGGAACAUGACUUUGAAGGCACACAUGUACUGGUGAGAUCUUCUGUGAUUAUACCUUAGCACGGAGAAAGUUUUUGCGGGACUAUGACGAGUGACGUCUAGUAGAUUCUUAGAAAUUAGCUGGUUUAUUAUUGUGAAAACAGAAUUGUAUCAGCAUCUUGAGGAUGUUCCAUUUAGAAUCAUAACUAAGCUGUCAUUAUGCUGACCACUUGAAUACUUUUAUUUCAAAGUAACUAAGUUCUAGAGCCCUAGUAGUUGGCACAUUUCUUUCGCUUAUAUUUUAUUAUGAUU